This is a messenger RNA of Pseudocercospora fijiensis CIRAD86, 1494 nucleotides long. RefSeq lists its product as uncharacterized. Gene Ontology annotation, molecular function: oxidoreductase activity. NCBI's taxonomy places the organism in Eukaryota, Fungi, Ascomycota, Dothideomycetes, Mycosphaerellales, Mycosphaerellaceae. The record is from RefSeq and is a predicted model, not a curated record. The transcript is spliced from 2 exons. The coding region runs from base 1 to 1494 and encodes 497 amino acids.
AUGGCGCACCAGAAGCUGCUCUCAGUGGAGGAAAUCUCCAAGCACAAUACGCCAGACGACUGCUGGAUUGUGGUCGAUGGCAAGGUGUAUGAUAUGACUGAAUUCGCUCCAGACCACCCUGGUGCCCCAGAAAUAAUAUGGCGACACGCUGGCCGUGACGCGACAACAACGUAUCAUUCUGUACACCCUCCCUCGCUCCUCACGAAAGAGCUCGAUGCAUCCAAGAUCAAAGGCGACGUCGACCGGAAAACGAUCACUGAAGACUUCCAAAAACCUCCUCCCACCGAGACUCCCGAGCUUCGCUUGAAUGAGAAGCCACCACUCAGCGCCGUUAUCAAUGCACAAGACUUUGAAGAUGUCGCUGAACGGACAGCAAGUAAAAAGACGUGGGGCUUCUACAGCUCUGCGGAUACAGGCUGCUAUACCAGAGAUCGCAACAAGGAUUACUUCAGUCGAAUAUGGUUCCGGCCAAGACUGUUACGAGACGUCAAGAACGUCAACACAGCAACAACGAUUCUGGGACAUAAGGCAGGAUUGCCGAUCUUCGUGGCUCCUGCAGCGAUGGUGAAGAUGAUACAUCCGGACGGCGAGAAGGUGAUUGCGAGAGGUUGUGUUCGGGAACGCGUGCCCCAGGGCAUCAGCACGAAUGCCAGCUUUCCGAUUGAAGAGAUCGUACCCAGUAUAGAUCCCGGCUCUAAUGCAUUCUUCUUCCAGCUUUAUGUCAACAAGGAUCGGGCAAAGAGCGAGAGUCUUCUGAAGCACGUACGGAGUCUUGGUAUAGAUGUGGUUAUGGUAACAGUAGACGCGCCGAUGCCUGGGAAGCGAGAAGCAGAUGAGCGCGUCAAGAUGGACGAAAGCCUCAGCACGCCUAUGAGCGGAAUGAAAGGCAGCAAUGAUAAACGAGGCGGCGGAAUCGGUCGUCUGAUGGGAGCCUACAUCGCGCCUGAUUUCACCUGGGAUGAAUUUACGUGGCUGAGGAAGGUCUGGGAUGGGAAAAUCGUGGUUAAGGGCAUCCAGGCAUGGCAAGACGCGAAAAUGUGUGCUGAUGCAGGCUUGGAUGGAGUUCUGUUGUCGAAUCAUGGAGGUCGGAAUCUCGAUACUUCACCACCGAGCAUCAUGACACUACUCGAAUGCCAAGCGAACUGCCCGGAAAUCUUCUCGAAGCUGGAGGUCUUGGUCGACAGCGGCAUUCGAAGGGGAAGUGAUGUUCUCAAAUGUCUCUGUCUAGGUGCGACAGCUGUCGGUCUCGGUCGGCCGUUCUUAUUCGCUUCGAAUUACGGACAAGAAGGUAUUGAGCAUCUCGUUGAUAUUAUCAAGACCGAGCUCGCUACGGCUAUGGCUUUGAUUGGUAUUACGGAUGUGAAGCAUUGUCAUCCAGGAUUGGUGAGCACUUUAGAUUUGGAUUAUCUUGUGUCUAGAGGUGAGGGCCAUCCUUACGCGACAGGCCUGCGACUUGAGAGCUUCAGAGCUUUGGAUGUCAGGUCUAAGCUAUGA